UCGCGGAUGUUUCAUAUACUCUGUUGCCUUUCAAGUUCUUGAUAAAAUAGUGAAAUAUUUUUCUUAGGUUCUGCUAGUCAAAGUAAACUAAUUUCCAUUUGCAAUUUAAAACCGUAUUGUUCUGCGAAUGUGUCAUUGCAAAUGAUGAAACUUGUACAUUCUGUACACGUCUACGUAUGUUUGGUAUUUUUGCUAUCGAUUACAGAAGCUUCCGAUGAAGCUAAAGUUGAUAAAGUGCAUGUAGACUGCAGUACGUUAAGAUUGGGACAAUUUAUUUGUCCAAACCCAAGUAUUGAUCAAAUAGAUCCAGACACACAACAAUUCAGAGGAUGUAUAAAAGGAAAGGAAAUUCCGUCCGAAGGUGAAGCCGAAGUGGAGUGUAUAGCAGCUGAUGGAAUAAUAUGUAAUGAAACAAAAAAUGGAACAUUUACAAGGAAACUACCAUGUAAAUGGACGAAUGGAUAUUCUCUAGAAAUUGCUUUAUUACUAUCUGUAUUCCUGGGAAUGUUUGGAUUGGAUCGCUUUUAUUUGGGAUAUCCUGGAAUGGGUUUAGCAAAACUAUGUACUCUGGGAUUCAUGUUCCUUGGACAGUUAUUAGACAUUAUAUUAAUAGCUGCACAGGUUGUGGGACCUUCAGAUGGGUCUGCUUAUGUCAUUCCAUAUUAUGGUGCUGGAGUUACUGUUGUUCGGAGUGAUAAUGAGACUUACCUACUACCACAACCAGAUUGGCAUAACAUCACCUGACAGUGGGGAACAAUAUCCUUCGAAGUUGAUGAGGAUUAUGAGUGGACUUAAUGUGUUUUUGUAUUUAUGUGAUGUUGGACAUUACAUAAAUGGUGAUUAAGACAUUUAAAUAGAUUUUAAAGAGUUACAACUCUAUGUUACUAUUGAAUUUGACUUGUACAUACAUUUAAUAUUCAGAAAGAGUCACACAUUAUCUAGUGAGUGUUUUGAAUACUGUUAAAUUUUAUGUGAAUGUUAUUCGAAACUGAGAAAUAAAUAUAAAUUAUACAAAGAUUUUUA
Bombyx mandarina (wild silkworm) is the source of this 1023-nucleotide messenger RNA. RefSeq names its product TM2 domain-containing protein 1 biscotti (gene bisc). The record is from RefSeq and is a predicted model, not a curated record. Lineage: Eukaryota; Metazoa; Arthropoda; Insecta; Lepidoptera; Bombycidae.